This is a messenger RNA of Amphimedon queenslandica, 790 nucleotides long. RefSeq lists its product as uncharacterized. The coding region runs from base 35 to 763 and encodes 242 amino acids. Gene Ontology annotation, biological process: signal transduction. The record is from RefSeq and is a predicted model, not a curated record. The transcript has 5 exons. NCBI's taxonomy places the organism in Eukaryota, Metazoa, Porifera, Demospongiae, Haplosclerida, Niphatidae. Gene Ontology annotation, molecular function: protein binding.
AUUCUAUUGGUCCACCCACUUGUGGUGAUUGGACAUGAAAACUUUAGUACUCCUACUUUGUGCUAUAACUUCAGCUUUGGUUUCCAGGUCUUCAGCAGAUAAUUCUAUUGAUCCAAGCCAACUGAUUGAUGUUGUUGAUGUUCUUAAGAGAUGUGGUUUCCCAUAUGUAAGAUGGUUUGACCUUGGUCUAAAGCUAGGCCUACUAAAAACCACAUUAGAUACAAUAGAGAAGACCCAUAUUGGUGAUAUUCCCAGGUGCUUGACUGAGUGCUUGUCUAAAUGGCUCAGUAGAUUCGACAAUGUUGAUCAAAAAGGAGGCGCUACAUGGGAAUCAUUGAGUAAAGCAAUACGUUCUAUAGAUGAGAUUGCUGUUGCUGACAAGUUAAAUGAAGAAAUACAUAGACUACACAGUCAUGUUAAUAGUAAUGCUGGCAUUUUUGAUGGUCAUCAUAAAGAAGAAGUUUUUUCAAAUGAUCAAAAAAAAAAGGAAAAACACAACACGGUCAAUUUUGAUGAUGUGCUUGACAUGUUACAAAAAGGGGUUAAAGUUGCUAAUAAACUACUAGGAGAAAACGGAGAAAUACAGCGAGGAGAUGGAAAAAGUCCAAUAAAGUGGAACAUACAGGGCACAAGACGUGGUUUUGAAUGGAUGUGGAUAGGCACCUGCUAUGACACUAAAACUGGUAUCACUGAAGUACAUACUAAGCAAAGUCGAGAUGGAGCACUGGAACAUUGUCUUACAGCAUUGUUUAAAAAAAUUUGAAGUUUUUUAUAAUGAUAAUAUUAUUUU